Cygnus atratus (black swan) is the source of this 852-nucleotide messenger RNA. It is a transcript of the gene ERH, whose product is annotated as ERH mRNA splicing and mitosis factor. Lineage: Eukaryota; Metazoa; Chordata; Aves; Anseriformes; Anatidae. The record is from RefSeq and is a predicted model, not a curated record. The transcript has 4 exons. Bases 143 to 457 code for a protein of 104 amino acids.
CCUCAGCGCUUCGGCUUCAGGGGGCGCGCGUGCGCGGGGGGGCGCUCUAGCCCUUCCUCUCGCUGGUCGGCCGCGGGGGGUUGUGGGGGAUCGGCGGGCGCCUGGCGGUCGGCGGCGGCAGAGCUGAGGAGCGGGAGCCGCGAUGUCUCACACAAUUCUACUUGUUCAGCCUACCAAGAGGCCAGAAGGCAGAACAUAUGCCGAUUAUGAAUCGGUGAAUGAGUGCAUGGAAGGAGUCUGUAAAAUGUAUGAAGAGCAUCUGAAGAGAAUGAAUCCCAACAGUCCAUCCAUUACAUAUGAUAUCAGCCAGUUGUUUGACUUCAUUGAUGACUUGGCAGACCUCAGCUGUCUUGUUUACCGUGCUGACACUCAGACAUACCAACCGUACAAUAAAGACUGGAUAAAGGAGAAGAUCUACGUCCUCCUCCGCAGGCAGGCCCAGCAAGCAAGCAAAUAAUGGGGACGCCAUCCUUACGUGGGGCUGGGGGAGGGCUUGGACAACAGGUGUGUACAGAGUGUAGUAGUGAAAGUUUUGUAUUAUAGUCAUCCUGUUGCCAUCUUGUUAAACUCUUUAGUCGGGACUGAAUGUAUUGUUAGAGAUGCAAGGAUUUUGUUGGAUUGACCUUUUUUUUUUUUUCAGUGUAAAUGGGGAAGAAACUACAACAUCUUCAGCAGAGUUAAUUUUUUUUUUCCUGCUGGUUAGCUAAUGGUCCUACCUUAUUUGAACCCCUGGGGCUGUUCACAUUGUACUUCACCACAUCCACUGUAUGUGCCCUUCUGUGGGGUUUCCAACAUUUAGUUUUGUCCUUGAGGCGGUCUUAAUGGGGAAUAAAAAACUACCCUUUAGUUAAA